Messenger RNA from Rosa chinensis, 651 nucleotides. RefSeq lists its product as uncharacterized. Bases 1 to 651 code for a protein of 216 amino acids. Lineage: Eukaryota; Viridiplantae; Streptophyta; Magnoliopsida; Rosales; Rosaceae. The record is from RefSeq and is a predicted model, not a curated record. The transcript has 2 exons. Gene Ontology annotation, cellular component: plasma membrane.
AUGGCUCAACUGACUCCACUCGGAGCCGGCCUAACUCCAGGCAACAACCCCCACAUCAUUAGGCCACUAAGCGCCCCACCGUCGUCCGUCUCUGCAGCCUCGUCUUCCUCAUCGGUUUCGGAUCCCACACUCCCCAAGUUCAAAGUCGAAUCGGCCACCGUGACCCAACUCAACGUUGAAGGCUCCAAGUUAACCGCCACGUGGGACUUCACUCUCCUUGCCGCCAACCCUAGCCGCAAACUCGAACCCUACUACAGCCGUGUCCAGGCCGGGGUCCGCUACCAGGAUGGGUGCCGCGAUGUUUACACCCUCGUGAAAAACCCGUUCCCUUCGUUUGUUCUGAGCCGGAGGAACCAGACACGUGUCAGUUUGAGACUCGGAGUGUGGAGGCAACCGGGGAGGCAAGUGGCGCAGGGAAUCUCCGGCGAGAGGAAGAGUGAGUUGGUGAGUUUCGGAUUCAGACUCCUGGCUAAGGUGUGGUUUGAGUACUCUAGGAUAUUGCCGGCGGAACGAGGUUGGAUGCUGGUCUCCUGCGAUAGGGUUGAUUUUGAUUUUUCCGGGAAGAAUGGGACCGGCGAAAUGACGAGUCGGUCUGGGCAGUGCGAUGUUGACUACUACCCAAUACUUCCCUUGGGUAGUACCUAUCAGUAA